Messenger RNA from Rosa chinensis, 618 nucleotides. RefSeq names its product E3 ubiquitin-protein ligase RGLG1. The transcript is spliced from 7 exons. The record is from RefSeq and is a predicted model, not a curated record. The coding region runs from base 1 to 597 and encodes 198 amino acids. Lineage: Eukaryota; Viridiplantae; Streptophyta; Magnoliopsida; Rosales; Rosaceae.
AUGUCGGUGCAGCCGUGCAGGUGUUGGGAUACCACUGCAUGGGUGACUAGAGGAGAAGAUACUGCUCUUAGCCAGUUAAGCCCACAGGAAAAGAAAACAGUUGAAGCAAUUGUGAAAGCAAGCGAGUAUCCCUUAUCAAUUGUGGUAGUUGGAGUUGGAGAUGGACCAUGGGAUAUGAUGGAGAAAUUUGAGGGUAAAAUUCCUCGACGGGCCUUUGAUAACUUUCGGUUUGUGAAUGCUGCAGACAUUUUCUCAAAGAAUAUGGACAGCUCAAGAAAAGACGUAAAAUUUGCUUCUGCAGCCUUGCUGCAAUUACCCUCUCAGUAUAAAGCAACACAAGAGCUCAGCAUAUUGGGUGCUACAAGAGAGAAUGCGGUGCGCAGGAUUCCUCUUCCCCCUCCUCGUUACAGUUCAGGCUUUGUUGGCAGUGAAAGAGCACCACAUGCUUCUGACAAUCAUCUCUGUCCCGUUUGCCUAACCAAUGAGAAAAAUAUGGCAUUUGGUUGCGGACAUCAGACAUGCUGUGACUGUGGACCAGAUCUUGAGACGUGCCCGAUUUGCAGAAGCGCCAUCUACCUCAGGAUAAAACUCUAUUGAGCCUGCAUUUGGAACACUGCU